GAAUAAUUCAGAAAGGAGAGUGGAGCACCUUGGAUGGCAUGGUGUGAAGGCUUCUCCCAGAUAUGUGGAAAUAGCACAGAAAAAACACAAAGGCACUGCUAUCCAUCAGCUGUAAGCCAGUAGAGGCAGGAGCAGUUUUCUCACGUAUAAAUAAGAAAUACUUGGAGAAAGGGCUUUGACUGUUGAACAAGAUUAUAUAGGUUCACUAUGUGAAAUCAGCCACAGAAGUAUUCUGCUUAUGAGUCAAAGGGCUUUUUUUUUAAAUACUUUUUUUUCUUGACCAAACCUUGUGACACGUAGCCUCAACUCUUUAAACCCCAUAGGAUUGAUUUCAGUUGUCUUUCAUUACAGUGAAGGAAAGGUUCCUGUUACACAAUGGAAGGUUACCCAUUUCAUCGCUUCUGGUAGUUGACAUCAUUGAGCUGCCUGUCUCCACCACCUACUUCUCCUGUGUCACCCUCUCCUCUUCCUCUGCUUUCAAUUCCCCUUCUCCUUCUAUGUUCAGCUAAGGGCAGGCAUGCUCCCCAUUCUUCUCUCCUCUGUGCCAGUUGUUCUGGGCACUCUGGCUCUUUGCAGUCCAUAAACUCUGUGCCUCUCCCAUGGCAUACCCAGUUAUCUUGAACCUAACCACAGUCACUGUAAAACAGAGGUCUGUCAUAGCAUGCUUCUGGUUGCUAAUGGCUGUUAAAGCGCAGAGAAGCAUUUCCAUUAGUUGAAAGGACAUGUGAGAUUAACUUUCUCAAAAAUCUCUCUUGAAACUUCUUCCUGUUUUACUGCUACUUGGGGAGCACUGGAGAAGGCACUGCAGUGUUUUCAACCUCUAAAAUACUUCUUUAAUUUUUCCUUCUUACAGCAUCAUGGAGGUCUGCAUAUCCUUUCUUUUUGCCAUAAUACUUCUCCCAGGUAUCGCUGCCAAUGUGCAUCAUGUGAAGUCAUUUCUCAAUCACACUGCAUACCUAUCUUGCUAUUUCCCAAACUCUCAGAAAACUGACAUAAAGAAUAUAAUAGUUUUUUGGCAAAAAGAUACGGGCGAAGUGGUACAUGAAGUUUUCCUUGGCCAGGAAAUACAUGAUCACCUUAGUCCUAAGUACAUAAAUCGGACCAAGAUGGAUAUGGACAAAUGGACCUUGCAAUUGUUAAAUGUAAGGAUUGUGGAUGAGGGGCAGUAUAAAUGUAUUAUUAUGCACAUGGACAAGGGACCAAAAAAGAUCAUACACGAAUCGGAGUGCUUACUGCACAUCACUGCCAACUAUAGUCAACCUGUGAUAGCACAGCUACACAGUGGGGAACCAAAGCCCAGUGAAAACUUGAAUCUUUCCUGUUCUUCCAGCGGAGGUUAUCCAGAGCCCAAGCAGAUGAUUUGGCUAAUUUCAAGUGAAAACAUGACAGAUAGGCUUAUACGACGCAUGGAUGUCUUACAGGAUGCUGUAACAAAGCAGUAUAAUGUUACCAGCAAGCUCAAUAUCCCAGUUCCUACAAAUACACUCACUAAUAUUAGCUGUUUGCUUCACCUUGGAGAGCAGCAGAGGAGCCUUAUCUCAGUGCCACUAGUCAUAGAGAUACAGGCAGAAGAAAUGGAACCAGUGAAGGUAAAUUUCUUUGGCCCACUUAUAGCUGUAAUUUUACUGAUCACACUUCUUCUGGGUUUUUUGAUACUGAAGAACAGAAAUAUCUCAUCUACCAGCCAGAGUGUCAGUCUCGCAGUCUAAAAGGUAUCCAGCUUGAAAUAGAUGUCAGCAGCUAUAGACUGCUGACUGGGAACCAUUUCUGCACAUAGUGAGGUCUGAGGUCCCAUUGUUUCAGAUGCCGUGCCAGAACAAGAAUCCUCUCCAAACAGUCUGCAGAACAACAUGCAAUAUUUUCGUCUGAUGACUGAAGUCCACUGUCCAGUGUUCUUUGCUUUUAUUUUUGCUACAGAACAGUAGCAAAUACAAUACUCCAGCUGUCUCUAUGAGUUUAUUUUACCCUUUGGGGAAAACUCUCCUGAUUUAAUGGGCUUUUUGGUCAAACAAUUGUCAAUGUGCACCUCAGUCUUCUACAUUAUGCAGUCCUGAUCACUAAGAGAAAAUGCCACUUUGGACAUUCCUGCACUCAGUGGCUUGAUUCACUUCUGAAUGGACUAAUAUGGUUUUACCUUCUGUGAUACUACCUAGGUAUAAAGAACUGGAUUUAGUGAUCUCAUUAAAUCUGGAAAGAAGAGAUGAAAACUUUGCCAUCCUCAUGCCACACACAAACACACACACCAAAAAAAACAAAAAAAAAAAAAAAGGAAACCUUUCUUCCAACACAAAGAGGUAUCAUGUAUUUAGCAACUGGUAGGAAGAUGGCGAGAUAUGAAGGGCAGAAAUCUUCCCACUUUGUCACAGUAACAAAUAAGCAGAGAAGCAUAGCAAGCACCUGCUCCAACUGUUAUAAGUACAAAAUAUCUUCUUUUCAUUGUUUUCUUUUGUUUUGCUUUUUGCUGGGACUCCUUCACCUUUGACAAGGCCACAGAAAACAGCUAAGCACUUAGCAGCACUACUAUCACUGGCUAAGUGGCAGGUUUUUUAAGGGCAGAGGCUGACUUGGGAGAAUCCUGAGAGUCUGCAUAAGGAGAAGCUGUUUAAAAGUCUAAGCACUCCCCAAGAUCCUGCAGUCUUCAGUUGUAUGGUUAGGUUUGACACCUGUGACUGUUUUGCUGUAUCUUUCAUUAUGCUCUAUGACACUGUAAAAUGCUGUCAGUGAGAGUCAAUGAAGAGAGCAGAAUAGCAAGGGUUGCAGAAGUGAAUGUCUCAGAAAUAGAAAGAGUUGGGCCCUAACGUGUGAAUCAUUGACCUUGCUGGAAAUACGAUCAGAGUCAGGGUAUUUAAUCAUGGGACAUAAAUGCUCUGAGCUUUGUAUGGCUUUGUACGAGCAACUUUCUUGUACAUUCCACAGUAGAAAAAGGAACUUAAAGACACUGCCCCACCUUCUGAGAAAAGCCGUGAAAUUUCCAUAGGGUAUUUAAAACUAGAAAUAACUGAAAGAAAAAACUAUUUUGAAUGUAAUUCUUUGUUAUUGUAACUUUUUUUCUAAACUAUUCAAGAUUAAUAUCUUCCUAUGUAUACUGACCAGAUGCUGUACUACAGAUUUUUCAGGUGGAUGCAGGCAUAGCAUAUUAAAGCAUGAGGUAUCAUUCAUUUGUGUAUAAAUCCAGAUAUACAAAGUUAAGCAAAGCAGAUACUGAAAAAAAUAAUAAGUGGGCCAUGUUCCAGUUUGGUUGACUGUCUUCUCUCUUUCUUAAUUUGGCUUCCAAAUUUAAAGAUACAGCAAUCCAUGCAUGAUGCUAUGCUCAACUACAGGAUAUAGUUUUACUUUUCAUGACAGGUUAUUUGUUUCAUUCAAAAUGUUCCAGUCCUCAAUCUUGAACAACGUCUGCAUUUUAUUUUCUGCAGUGCUACUGACAACUUUCAAGAAAAAUGCAGAAGAUCUGAGACAAAUUUUUUUUGAGAUCUUGACUGUCCAUAAUAUGGACAUUCACAUUACAUUCUCAAGACAAAAUUCAGCUCAGUUUUGCAUUCUGGGGACAUAAAUUCUCCACUGUUCCUACUUGAUAAAAAUAUUCUUUUCUGUGAAGUGAUGUUAGGAAUUGUUAGACUCCACCUCAGUUUCACCUUUAUUUUCACCUGAGUAAGAGAAUUUGCAUGUUAUCUGGAGUUUGUAAAACCAUUUGGGAGUCAGUUCAUUAAGCUAUUAUGCUAACAAGCCAAACAUUUUUAGUCAGAUUAGUAUCAUUCAAAUUAUAUGAAAAGUCACAGCUCUUAUUUUCAUGUAAGGUUUUAUAUUUGCUAGCAAAGUUAUUUAAUGACAUUAAAACAUACAUAUUUUUCUGUGUUGGUGAUUUACUCUCCUGCUGUUAAAGCAAUGUACUGGGGAAUACCUACAUGCAGUGUUCUCAGGGAGAAAAUACUCCCAGAAUUCACUCUCAGAAGCAACUAAUAAGAAAGGUAUUGCUGCAGUGACCAAGAAGAGAACAGUGUUUCAGUUGUUCAUUUGCAGAGCUGGAUAUAAACUCACAAUUGUGGGCAUGCAUACAACCCGGACCUACUAGCAUAUAUACAUCAAUGAUAAGAUACAAAAUUGCAGUCUAAAAACUUGGCCUUUUGAUCCCAUGCUGCAGGUUGCUAAACAUAUCUCCAAUGGGUCCUUCAAUCUCCUCAACUCUUGCUUACUAUUUGAUUCCACAAAUAAACCUUGUAUCAAAUAGCCAGGUGCACUAACUCAGGAAGAUACUCAGCAGGUUUCUCUUGAUCCUUUUAACACACGCUGUUAUUCAAUUCAUUUUUCUCCCUAACAUUUCGCUUCCCACUGAAGUCAUUCUUCAGCUCAAAUCAUCACUAACAUGGAAGUCUUGUCUGAGCAACAGCUAGAGUCCACAUUAUUGCUACAAACAACAAGCCUCAUAUGUCUUUCAUCUUUGAAAUGACUAGAUUCACACAAGCACCCCAUACACUUUCACUCACAGCCUCUGAACUCUCAUCAGCCUUGAUGUGCAGCUGGUCAGCUUUAUAUAUUAAGGUGUAAAAACCAUCGCUGACCUUUUGUGUUUGUCCAUAGUAAGAAACAAUAGCCAGCUCAAGAAGAAGGCAUCUGGAAAUCUAUGCUCAGAGUCCUUCUCAAACACAUUUCACUUAAACAAAAUGAAAACAACAACAACAAAUCAACAUAAAACAAACAAACAAAAAAUUACCACUAUCAUCUGACUACUAACACUGCCAUAAGCUAUCAUCAGCCAGAAAAAAGUCACUCAAUGGGCUAGGUUUAUUUUUUCCUAACUAGUGAAGUUGUUUAUUUCCCCCUUCCUCUAAGAAGAAAAUCACUUGCCACCCCUCUAUUGCAGGCUGCCAACUUUCUUCUAUUACCUUACCAGUUUCACUGCCUCCUCUUUUCUUGCUCUUAAAAUCAUUCCCAAAUGCCUUCUGCACCUAAAGAGUGUUAAAAAGCAAUGAGCUUCAGAGAAAAUCUGAGUUCAUAUUUAUUUAAAUGCAUUAAUCCUCUGGGCUAUUGUGGGUAAUGAAAACAGUAGUAAGGCAAAGGAAAUGUGUAGCUGAGGUGCCAGAAUUUUUGUCUUCCAUAGCAACAUUCAGAUUUCCAGGCUAUCUCCUCAACUGCUUAGCAGUUUUUUUCUUUGGCAGCAUGCAUUAAGUCAUUAAGUGACUCUAUAAACACGGCAAGCAAACAAAUGAGUAGAGACACCCAUUACAUUCCACAGCAAGAAAGAAGUCCAUUUAAAAACAUUCCUUUAAUGUAUAAUAAUAUAGAACUCCUGAAAAGCAGUAUGAUAAACUAGUAACCAGCAUCCUGAGGUAAAAUAUGUUGUCAUUAGACUUCAAGUUGCAAUAGAUUGCUUUAGGUUCACUGGUUAAAUAACACAAAAUCACAGAAGAGCUGAUGCUGGAACAGCCUUUGGUAGAUUGCCAAAUCAAGCAUGAUCACCUGGAGAAGUCUGCCCAGGAUCAUGUUCAGAUGGCUUUUGAUUAUCUCCCAGUAGAGAGACUCCACAACCUCUCUGGGAACGUGUGCCAGUCAGUGCUCAGCCACAUUUGCAGUAAAAAACAACUUUCCUGAUGUUCAGACAGAACAUCCUGUGUUCCGUUUCUUCUUGUUUUGUCACCAGGCACCAGCAAAAAGAGCCUGGCUCUCCUUUCUUACAGCCUUCCUUUGGAUAUUUCUAAGCAUAGACAAGAUUCUCCUCGAGCUUCCUUUUCUCCCAGCCUGAACAAUCCCAUCUCUCUCAACCUGUCUUCAUCUGAAAUGCUUCAAUCCUUUAAUCAUUUGAGUGUCCUUUCAGUGGACCGGCUCUACUAAGUCCAUGUAUUUCUUCUAAUGGAAAGCCCCAAAUUAUACACAGCACUCCAGCAGUGUCCUCACCAAUGCUGAACAGAAGGGAAAGACCACCUCCCACAGUCUGAUGGCAACACUUUCUCCGAUGCAGUGCGAACACUCGGCCUUCUUUGCCACGAGGGCGCACUGCUGCCUCAUCUUCAACUUGUCAACAAGGACAUCCAGGUCCUUUUAGGCAAAGUUGUUUUAUAACUGGUCUGUCUGAGCCUGUGUGUUAUGCGUGGAGAUACUUCUUCCAAGGUCAAACUUCCCUCCAUGAGUUUCCUGUCAGCCCAUUUCUCCAGCCUGUUGAGGUUCCUCUGCACGAUAGCACAACUCCUCCCAGAUUUUUUAUCAUCUAAAAACUCUCAUGGAAUGCAUUGUUUCCCCCUUUCUACUCAGCUGUCAGGAGACCCCACUUGAAGAACUAUGUUCAGAUAUGAGGUCUGCAGCAAAAGAAAGACACAGACAUGUUACAAGGAUAAUAGUUUUAAGCUACACUAAACUAAAC
Molecule: messenger RNA, 6352 nt
Organism: Meleagris gallopavo (turkey)
Lineage: Eukaryota; Metazoa; Chordata; Aves; Galliformes; Phasianidae
Source: RefSeq, a predicted model, not a curated record